Suillus clintonianus is the source of this 1389-nucleotide messenger RNA. Its product is annotated as glycoside hydrolase family 61 protein. The record is from RefSeq and is a predicted model, not a curated record. The transcript is spliced from 5 exons. Lineage: Eukaryota; Fungi; Basidiomycota; Agaricomycetes; Boletales; Suillaceae. The coding region runs from base 278 to 1258 and encodes 326 amino acids.
AGCGAGGACCACGCAGAAGGGGCAAACACUAUAAUGAAAUGGACACACAAUGGCUAUAAAAAGACGGUCGCAAUUCUUCUUAUAGUCCCUCACUGGUCUAACAGAAAGCUCUAUUGUCUGUGCACCACAACCACGGCAAUCGCCUGUUUUGAUCUAUUCAACAAAUACGUAUUUGAACUCUCGCAGGGCGAGUUUGUUUAUCGUUAACGUUCAUCCUCUUCCUGCCCUUCCUCGCAUCGCUUCUCUUUCCCGACACCCCUAUACGUUUCGCUCAUCUAUGAUGCUUCGAAGACUUGUCCAACUCCUCCCUGCCCUCGCCAUCUCCACUCUCGUCUCAGCUCAUGGCUUCGUACAACAAGUGACAAUCGACGGCACCGUCUACAAGGGCAAUAACUUGAACGUGGGGACCCCUGCCGCUUCUAUCAUUCGACUUGUCAGCACAAACAGUCCCGUCAAGGGUUCUACAAACCCGGCCACUAACUGUGGGCAAGACGCUCAGUUCGCUUCCCUGGUUGGAAACGCGAACCCUGGCUCCCAGAUCGAGGUUCUAUGGGUCGGCGGCACUGACGGAUCAUCUAAUUGGCCGCAUAACACAGGCCCACUGAUGCACUACAUGGCCAAGUGCGAUGGUUCAUGCUCAACAUACAACUCGACGAACGCCGAGUGGUUCAAGAUAUCUGAACUCGGUCUCGAGGCUGACGGCAGUACCUGGUACCAAGCAAACCUGGAAUCUCGAGCUCCCGUAAACGUGACGAUCCCGAGCACCCUUGCACCCGGAAAUUACCUGCUUCGCUCGGAAAUUAUCUCUCUCCAACUUGCGAUGUCGCAGGGAGGUGCUGAGUUCUACCCUGCGUGCAUUCAACUCCAAAUUGGUGGUGACCAGACUCAGGGCCCGACGUCGAGCGAGGAGUGCACAUUCCCUGGUUGUUACUCUGAUACCGAUCCUGGUAUCCUGACACCAAACAUUUACAACCCACCCAUUCAAUACACAUUCCCCGGCCCUCCUGUCGCAACCUUUGCGAGCACCGGCUCGGGCUCUACUGCCCCUGCGCCUACCUCCAGCGGCUCUGCAUCGGGUUCCUCGGUAGGGACUACAUCGACCUUCUCCAAUGUCCCUUCUUCCACUAUUACUGCCUCCCCAAGUCCAACGGCGACAGGGACAUGCAUGCUUAGUAGCCGUUCCACCAACGAGGAUGCUGUCAAACGAAACAGCAGGAACAAGCGGAUGCUCAAGCGGAGACUCAUCCGUUCGCACUGAAUUAAAUGGCGAGGGUGGGCUUGACGUCCCCCUCCCUCAUGACUAUCAUACAACAAGGCUUGAAGCCUCAUGGCACUGCGUGCCUCAUCACACGACAUCAACGAUUCAGUUAUCCACACCACGUUCUCUUA